This is a messenger RNA of Acaulospora morrowiae, 889 nucleotides long. Lineage: Eukaryota; Fungi; Glomeromycota; Glomeromycetes; Diversisporales; Acaulosporaceae. The record is from the annotation of a GenBank genome assembly.
AUGGAAACCUCUACAGAUGCGCAAUCAACGGCUAAAUCCAAAGAUCCUUCAACUGUAAAACCGGAACAAUGGAAACGUCUACAGGAAUUAAAAAGGAGGAGGGAAGAGAUAAAAGAUGAAGGUAGCAAGAGAAAGAAGCCAAAGCGGAUUUCGGCAGAUGGAACUUUAAAUAAAGAGAAAGAGAAAUUUAAAGAAACAAAAACUUCGACGUUUACUCAAAAUCAAGUGAAUUUCCAACCACCGCUUUCUUCUAAACCCAUAAUUACACAAUUACCAAAGAAUCUGUCAAAUUAUAUACAUAUGAACUCUCAUUUAAAGGGAGUUGAUCACGGUCGCUUGGCAACAAAAUGCCGGGUGGAAAAAGAGCUCGAUCAGGCCGUUAAAAACGGCGAUCUGGACAAGGCUUCAAAAAUAAGCGACCAAAUUGCACAAAGAAAUUACGAAAAAAUGAUAAAAGAGGCGAUUGAACGCAAAGAAUUUGAUGAGAAAAGAAGGAAAGAAGAAGCGUUAAAGGCAAAAAAGAAAAAACCGAAAUUAAAAUGGGGACGAAACAACGUUGGGAGACAAAAAGCAACAUGUAAACAAUCGAUGGUUGUUGACUGGAACAUCGUGAUAAGCUUAAUGACAAUAAAAGCCCCAAGCGAAAACCUCGCGAUAAAAGAUUUUAACCAUGGUGUAGAUCUUCUCAAUCCAACACCUGAGCACGAAAGACGUCAACACAAGCUUAAAAGAUUGGUGCAAAGUCCAAACUCUUAUUUUAUGGAUGUAAAAUGUCCAGGUUGUUUUAGCAUCACAACCGUUUUUAGUCAUGCUCAAACUGUCGUUUUGUGUGGCUCCUGCGCAAACGUCUUAUGUCAGCCAACUGGUGGUCGUGCCCGACUAACUGAAG